UCCUUCAAGCUGUCAGUCUGCUUUUGGUCUGCCUGACCUAUGAUCACCACCAUGUCUGAGAUGCAGGUCUUCUACCAGCCCCGUCACAUCAUUCAUCACUCCCCGGGUCUUUUCCUCGAUCCUAGCCUCAUACAGCGCCGCGUGCUUGAUGAUCAGGUGGAGUUGUGGUGGUUCAGAGACCCCCGCCGCUCCCUGUUGUGUUACUGCUCAUCAGUUGCACUCAUCUUGGGUCUGGGACUGGGCGGCGUCGGCCUCCUCUCCACAACCACCAGCCUGUCAGGGGAGUGGCGCCUCGGGGUGGGCACCACUCUCUGCCUCUUGGCCCUGGCUGUUCUCCUCAAGCAGCUUCUAAGCUCAGCCAUCCAGGACAUGAACUGUGUGCGCAGCCGCAGACGAAUUGAGCAGAUGAAGAGUGGUGGGAGGGCGGAUCCAGCGCUCAUGUUAGCUGUGGGCCUGGCAGUGAUGCUCUGUGGGACUGUGCUGCUCUUUGUGGCCACAUCUGGCAGACGUGGUCAUGAUAAAAAUGAGAUGUUGGUGUCCAGUCUGGUGCUGAUGGCAGCUGGGACAGGCAUGGCUCUGGCUGUGGUGGCAUACAGCGUCCUGGUCUACCUUAAGAGAAGAAGGGAGCAGAGGAGGAGGAUGUUGUUGAGGAUGAGCAGAGCUAGGAGGCUGGGGAGUCAAGCGAUGAGAGUGUUCAGUGUGUCUGGAGGACAGAUGAGCCAGGCCAUGAGAGACACUUCCAGCAGAACCAGUCUCAUCUGAAUGGACUGAAUGAACAAAAUAACAACUUUUUGAUACACAUGUGUUGCUAUGAUUGAAAUAAAACCCCAGAUGUCAAAUC
Notolabrus celidotus (New Zealand spotty) is the source of this 841-nucleotide messenger RNA. It is a transcript of the gene tmem125b, whose product is annotated as transmembrane protein 125b. Lineage: Eukaryota; Metazoa; Chordata; Actinopteri; Labriformes; Labridae. The record is from RefSeq and is a predicted model, not a curated record. The coding region runs from base 40 to 762 and encodes 240 amino acids. The transcript has a single exon.